AUGCUGGCUACCGGUGGCUCAGCGCUGAUGGCUAUCGAGGUCUUGAAGAAGGCAGGGGUGAAGGAGGAGAACAUCCUUUUCAUCAACGUCGUCUCCUGCCCCGAGGGCCUCAAAGCCUUGGCAGAUAAGGCUCCCCUGGUGCGCAUCCUCACCUGCGGCCUCGACACGCAUCUGAACCAGGCCAAAUUCAUCGUGCCUGGUCUCGGAGACUUCGGCGACCGAUACUACGGCACCUUUGGUUAUGCAGAAGGCUUGUGGGGUGCCGGACGAUCGCGGAUUUGA
Molecule: messenger RNA, 282 nt
Organism: Symbiodinium necroappetens
Lineage: Eukaryota; Dinophyceae; Suessiales; Symbiodiniaceae
Source: the annotation of a GenBank genome assembly